AUGGAGUUAGAGUUACCAGAAGAUGAUGAAAAUAAUGGGGAGAAAAAAAAUAAACAAACAAGAAGAAGAAGUAUAACCAGAGAAGGUUGUAAAGCUCUUUGUGUUUUUAAGAUGACUGUAGAUGGAAAGUAUAUGAUCCUUAGAGUUCAUGAAGGACAUUCACAUGCACUUGCUACACCCUCAAAAAAACCAAUGUUAAAGUCAGCAAGAAAGGUAAACACAAUGCUCAAGGGUAUGCUAAAAACAUACCAUCGAUCUAAUAUUGGGGAUUCAAAAGCAUAUAAUAUACUAAGAGAUCAAGUAGGAGGAACAGAAAAUAUUGGUUGUAUGCGGAGGGAUUUGCAAAACUUUCACAGAAAUAUAAAAAUGUUACUAAAAAAUUCUGAUGCCCACAUAUUUAUAACCAACUUUUCAAGAAUGAAAGCAAGGAAUCCGUCAUUUUACUAUGCCUAUGAAGUUGAUGAAGAGAGAAGAUUGAAACAUGCUUUUUGGGCAGAUGGUAUUUGUAGAAAAAAUUUUGCAUUGUUUGGUGAUGUUAUCUCUUUUGAUACGACUUAUAGAACCAACAAGUAUUCCCUGAUAUUUGCACCUUUUACUGGGUUGAACCAUCAUAGGCAAGCAAUCACUUUUGGAGCUGCAUUUUUGGCUAAUGAGAAAGAAGAAAGUUUUGUGUGGGUGUUUGAGAAGUUCGUAGAAGUAAUGGGGGGUCGCAAACCUGUAUGUAUUAUUACUGAUCAAGAUCCCGCUAUGAAAAAAGCCAUUGAUGUUGUAUUCGACACAUCAAUACAUAGAUAUUGUGUUUGGCAUAUUAUGAGAAAGGUUUCAGAAAAGGUCGGUGGUGCUUUAAACUCAAAUGAGAAUUUUCAUAAAAAGUUAAAGGCUUGUGUUUGGGUUUCUGAGACCCCUGAAGAAUUUGAAAGCAGUGGGUUGUCCAUUAUUUCAGAAUAUGAAUUAGAAACAAAUGAUUGGUUUAAACAAAUGUUUGGCAUGAGAAAUACGUGGAUUCCAUGUUAUUUUAGGGAUGUUUAUUUGGUUGACUUGUUGAGGACAACUUCAAUAUCAGAGAGUGAAAAUUCAAUGUUUGGAAAUUUUCUCAAUAAACAAUUAAGCUUGGUUGAGUUUUGGAUGCGAUUUGAUUUUGCCAUUGAGAUUCAGAGAGAGAAUGAGAAAGAAUUAGAUUAUGCAAACUCAUCUUCAAUCCCUAAACUAAAGACUGAUAAUGAUUUGGAGAAGCAUGGUCGUGGGAUCUAUACACAUACAAACUUCUACAUAUUCCAGGAUCAAUUAUGGCUUGCUUGCAUGCAUUAUACAGUUGCACGUAUAGAAGAAGAAGAUGAGAAAACAAUCUAUUCAGUUGUAAAUAAUUGCAAAGAAAGCACUAAGCCAAGUGUCACAGCUAGCAAACAAGGAGUUAAGGGAUUGAUAUACAUUUUACAACGAUGUUAG
Beta vulgaris subsp. vulgaris (sugar beet) is the source of this 1446-nucleotide messenger RNA. Its product is annotated as protein FAR1-RELATED SEQUENCE 5-like. The transcript has a single exon. The record is from RefSeq and is a predicted model, not a curated record. Bases 1 to 1446 code for a protein of 481 amino acids. Lineage: Eukaryota; Viridiplantae; Streptophyta; Magnoliopsida; Caryophyllales; Amaranthaceae. Gene Ontology annotation, biological process: regulation of DNA-templated transcription.